CCCAGUCAGGAGCUUGUAACCCUCGCCGAGCAAAUUUUGGCCACUGUUGUCGCAUUAAUGAUGGUGCGCGACCAGCUCACAAAUUCGGGCACAAGUCCGACGUGGAAGGUAUGAGGCGGAUCGAUGAGCAGCGUCUAGUAGAACAUAAACUGACUCAGGUCUGUCAAAUCGUGCAUUAUGGCCUUCCUGCCGCGGGCAUCAUUCUCUUAGCCGUGUUGAAUCAACGUUGUUCGUCCGCUCCGGUCCCGACCCCUCGGCCACGGGCGAUCCAGAAUCUGACUCUUUUGGCUGCGGAGCUGUCAGGUGGAUCAGUGGUGCAACUGCAAGACCCAAAUUAUGAUCUGAUCUCCAAGGUAUUAUCCAGGAUUUCAUUACAGCGGGUGCAUUGCGGCAUUGCGGGGACCAGGAGUGCCGUCUCCCCGCACCACGACCCUCGCCGACUGGGAAGAAUUUCAAAGCCAGCUCUCGUGGGACCUGGACCUUGGGUUCUGGCAGAAUCUGGCCGAUACCCCAUUUUUGGGAGACCAAACGAGCACCUCAGCCUGUUUCAAGGAAUGAGCAGGGAGAUCCAUGAUACGUAGGCAAGACACUAACCGAAAAGAGAAAUGAUGUUGCCUGCCGUGAAUGGGCCUCAUGACGACAUCAUAGUGAUGUCUUUUCAAAAACCCCUCCCCGUAGGGCUGAACAAAGUCUUUCUUGGCUUUUAAGCUUGGCUGCGAUCGCCAUGGGUUUAUUUGCCCAUCGCUUCCGUCCCUGAAUAACUGUCUUCAUCAUCCAUGGCUUCCUCCCGGUCAGUGCCUGUCCUUGAUCACCUCCCUGAGCAUCUCCGUCUUGGCGCGUGUUACUGAUGAA
Aspergillus brunneoviolaceus CBS 621.78 is the source of this 852-nucleotide messenger RNA. RefSeq lists its product as uncharacterized. NCBI's taxonomy places the organism in Eukaryota, Fungi, Ascomycota, Eurotiomycetes, Eurotiales, Aspergillaceae. The coding region runs from base 111 to 581 and encodes 156 amino acids. The record is from RefSeq and is a predicted model, not a curated record. The transcript has a single exon.